AUGAAGACUUUUUCCAAAGGGAUUAAGUGUGUGCAGCUGAGUGGGGAAAUAACCCCUGCCUUCUCUGCUCAUGUGAGCACGGCGACUUAUCUAGAGCGACCCCACCUCGCAGCUAUGAGGAAAGAAACCCGCCGUGAGCUCACCUUCCCAGCCAUUACCCUCUGUAACGUCAACCGAUUUCGCUUCUCAGCCCUCACCGAUGCGGACAUCUACCACUUGGCUAACCUCACCGGCCUGCCGCCCAAGAGCCGUAAAGGACACCGGCCAAGUGAGCUCCAGUACCCAUCCCCUGACAUGUUAGACAUUUUCCAGAGGACUGGCCACCAGCUGGAAGACAUGCUGAAGAGUUGCAACUUCAGCGGGCAGAACUGCUCGAGUGAAGACUUCAGCGUGGUGUAUACAAGGUUUGGGAAAUGUUACACGUUUAAUGGAAACAAGACGUCACCCAAGCGGGUAAGGCAAGGUGGCACAGGAAACGGACUGGAGCUGAUGCUGGAUAUUCAGCAGGACGAGUAUCUGCCCAUCUGGAGAGAAACCAAUGAGACCACACUGGAGGCAGGUAUUCGGGUUCAGAUUCACAGUCAGAACGAACCCCCGUAUAUCCACCAGCUGGGCUUUGGGGUCUCUCCAGGAUUCCAGACAUUUGUUUCCUGUCAGGAACAGAGGCUAACAUACCUGCCACAGCCGUGGGGAAACUGUCGGGCUUCAUCUGAGCCUGUGAUCCCAGGAUACGACACCUACAGCGUCAGCGCUUGCAGACUGCACUGUGAGAGCACACAGGUGCAGAGAGAGUGCAACUGCAGGAUGGUGCAUAUGCCAGGCGAUGCUGAUAUCUGCACACCCAGUAAAAUCAAGUGUGUUAACAAGGCGUUAGCUUUACUCCAGAAGAGCACAGGUGACUCAUGCCCCUGCGAGACACCCUGUAAUUUGACUCGGUAUGGAAAAGAGCUCUCUAUGGUUAAAAUCCCCAGCAGGGGCUCCGCUCGCUACCUUUCUCGCAAAUACCAGAAAUCAGAGGAAUACAUCAGAGACAACUUUCUCAUCUUGGAUAUUUUCUUUGAGGCCCUUAAUUAUGAGACAAUUGAACAGAAGAAAGUGUACGACAUCGCUGGUCUGUUAGGAGAUAUUGGUGGACAGAUGGGGCUCUUCAUUGGGGCCAGUAUUCUUACUAUACUGGAAAUACUUGAUUAUAUCUAUGAGGUGGUCAAAUUCAAAAUCAAGCAACUCCUGAAACCAAAAAAGAGUCAGAAACAACAAAACCAAAGGAACUUGAUUCAAGAGCAGAUCCAGAGAACAGAGAACCUGCGAGAACAGAACCUGAGAGCUCAGCUGGCAGAUGGAACUAUAGCUACAGUCAGAUUUGAAGAGGUCAAAGUCAAGGCAGCUAAUGAAGUGGCUCAACCGCACAGUGCACAUCCAACUUCAAUAUUACCAAAUCAUCAUGAUGCACAAGCAGUUGUACAGCAGGACUUUACUUGUUAAGGGAUGCCUCUUCUUCUUUGUAUUUAUUUUUCAUAUCACUGAACUUGAAAUUGGGAUCAUGAAUGGACCCUGCACACUGAAAUACAAAUUUAAUUUUUUUUUCCACUUAUAAAAGCUACAGCCAAAGCCUAAUCCAGGACCUCAUGUGAAACCGGCUCAAACCAGUCACAUCGUCACUGUUCUCAUUGUUCAAGUCAAUACAAGAUGAAGAAACCACACAAUGUGUUUCACAUGUGCUUUUGUUGAUUUUUUUCCCAUCUGGAUGGACCUAUCACGGACUUCAAAGAAGAAAGGACCAGAAAGGAUCAGAUUCGAUCAGAAUGUUGCAUUUCACAUAAAUUACCUAUGUGACAGGACAAAUAUGAACUAAAUGAAAGUUAUAAGGAAAACAGAGAGAUGAAGCAAACACACAGGUGUUGCUAAGUGCAGAAAGAGUUGGUUUCUCUGUGAUUCUUUAUUUGGUAAUGUACAGUGCUUGCAUCAUUUCACCAUUUCACAUUUCUUAAUAACAUAAUGAGACUUCUCAGUAGGAGAACAGCUAAAAUAUACCACUCGUUUCUCUGUGAGUAGGUGUUAUGUUCUUUUUCAGUCUUAUGUAACUUCUCCAUUGUGCUGUAGUCCUUAUAAUGAAACAGUCUGA
Molecule: messenger RNA, 2122 nt
Organism: Sinocyclocheilus rhinocerous
Lineage: Eukaryota; Metazoa; Chordata; Actinopteri; Cypriniformes; Cyprinidae
Product: acid-sensing ion channel 4-like
Exons: 11
Coding region: 1-1482 (493 amino acids)
Biological process (GO): sodium ion transmembrane transport
Cellular component (GO): plasma membrane
Molecular function (GO): ligand-gated sodium channel activity
Source: RefSeq, a predicted model, not a curated record